UGAGUCUGUUUCUCAGUGUCACAAAAAGGCUCCCCACCUUGGCUGAGGAAACUGCAGAGAUGAGCUCUUUAAAUGAUGUAGAGUACCCCAGAAGGAUACUGGACUACAUGGAGGGUUUCCUGGUGUCCAAGACUCUGUUUGCCUCCUGUGAGCUGGGCGUGUACGACUUCCUGCUGGCGUCAGAGCGCCCCCUGUCUGCAGUGGAGUUGGCGCAGGGGCUGGGCACCAGUGAGGAUGGGAUGGAGCGCCUCCUAUCGGCCUGCGUGGGACUGCAGCUCCUGACAUCUCACCCCAGUGACACCGAGGUCCUCUAUAGCAACACUGAGAUGUCCAAGACUUACCUCACAAAGUCCAGUCCACAGUCUUUGUAUCAUUCUAUACAAUACAACUCCAAGACCAUCUACCUGUGCUGGCACUACCUUACUGAUGCAGUGAGGGAAGGGACGAAUCAAUAUGAGAAGGCUUUUGGUGUGAGCUCCAAAGACCUAUUUGAAGCCCUGUAUAGGUCCAACGAAGAGAUGGUGAAAUUCAUGCAGCUCAUGAACUCUAUUUGGAACAUCUGUGGAAAAGACGUGGUAACGGCCUUUGACCUUUCACCCUUCAAAACCAUCUAUGACCUUGGAGGUUGCAGUGGUGCGCUGGCCAAACAGUGUGUGGCUGCAUACCCUGGGUCCACCGUCACCAUCUUCGACCUCCCCAAAGUGGUGCACAUGGCCAAGGAGCACUUUGUGUCUGCAGAAGAUGGGAGGAUCCUGUUCCAUGAAGGAGACUUCUUCAAAGAACCUCUCCCUGAAGCUGACCUCUACAUCCUAGCCCGAAUUUUACAUGACUGGACCGACCAGCGGAGCCUGGAGCUACUCACCAAGGUGCAGCAGUCCUGCAAACCAGGUGGGGGCGUGCUGCUGGUGGAGGCGCUGCUCCAUGAGGAUAACAGCGGGCCGCUGACGGCGCAGCUGUACUCGCUCAACAUGCUGGUGCAGACGGAGGGGAGGGAGAGGAAGGCGUCAGAGUACACCGCCCUGCUGACCGCCGCGGGCUUCUCCCACGUCCAGGUGCAGAGGACCGGCAAGAUCUACGACGCUGUUCUGGGCAGGAAGUGAAAGGUUGCGCAAUACGCAAAGAAUUCACUUUUUUUUUUUUUGUCAGAUUUGGUGUAACCACAGUGCACUUCACUAAGCCAGAAUAAGGAAUCUUAUUUUCAGUGUGACGUGCCUAGACGAGCUGUACUCAUGACGUUGUUUCUUUACUGUUCUGUAUGUAUGUUAGAUAUCUCCUAGUCAGUAAUAGGGCUAACUGUAGACACCCUCAAGAGGGCAUAAGAAUGAAAGUAUUUAAUAAACUUAAUUAAACUGUAUUUAACCAUCUGAUAUUGAAAUGCGUUAA
Anguilla anguilla (European eel) is the source of this 1383-nucleotide messenger RNA. RefSeq names its product acetylserotonin O-methyltransferase (gene asmt). The coding region runs from base 60 to 1100 and encodes 346 amino acids. The transcript is spliced from 8 exons. The record is from RefSeq and is a predicted model, not a curated record. Gene Ontology annotation, molecular function: O-methyltransferase activity. NCBI's taxonomy places the organism in Eukaryota, Metazoa, Chordata, Actinopteri, Anguilliformes, Anguillidae.